Molecule: messenger RNA, 2349 nt
Organism: Leguminivora glycinivorella
Lineage: Eukaryota; Metazoa; Arthropoda; Insecta; Lepidoptera; Tortricidae
Exons: 2
Coding region: 859-1905 (348 amino acids)
Source: RefSeq, a predicted model, not a curated record
GGCAUUGCCAACAUAAAAGUGUUAUUCUGAUUUGUUAUCUGUAUUAUAAAUGUAGCCAAGGAUUGGUUACUUAUUUUUAUUAUCUGUGUCUCUCUCUUCUCCAACUAUGGCCGCCAUGAGCGGGUGCUAUUUUAUAUUGUAAUUGUGAAAGUACAAUAAACCAGUGAAAAUAACCAGCCUCCUUUUUAAUGAUACAGUCCAACUAAGUAAUAAACUCAACAUGGUCCUAUCUCACCGUUUAUUAACAUCGUGAGUACUUUCGCCGAGACACUUUCGCCCGGCAACAUGGUGGCACGCAUGGUGCACGAGCUGUCUACACGCCGUUCUCACAGCGGAAAGGAGCGCCAUUAAUAUUUAUAGUAGCCGAAUUGUCGCACGUUCAGUGCUAUACGUCGUGCACUCAACAUCGAGCUACACAACCCAAGAACUGACCUGGUGCACGUGCAGUCUGGACGCCGUGCACUCGGCCUCAUCGAGCUACGUGACGCUAUCACCGAAUUGGUGCACGUGCAGUCUGCACGCCGUGCACUGCGGACUCAUCGAGCUUCGAAUCGUAAUCCUCGACAAGAUACACGUGCAGUCUACACGCCGUGUGCUCGGAAAAUUUAAAUACGUGACGUGAUUAACAAACUGAUACACUUGCAGUCUACACGCAGUGUAGUCAUCAAUUUGAACUACGCAUCGUAAUUUAUUUAAGACCCGACCUGUGGUACGUGCAGUCCAGUACGCCGUGCUCUCAGCAGGAUAGGACAUGGAACUAACUGAUUUGCAUUGACUUUAAAUAUUUUAAUAGUGACAAUAGUGUUUUAUAGACAUUACAGUAAUUAAUUUAGAUUGUAUACUGUGUGCUGUGAAGCAAUGAGUAAUUUGAGUGGAAUGUCGCUGGCGGACCUUGUGGCCGGGAGGGGCUACGUUAAGGCCAAAAUUUCAAGAACUUGUAACUCAGUGAAGAUAACUGAUUCAAAUGAGAUGUUACUAAAUCAAAAAACUAGAUUAUUAGAAGCAUUCAAAGAAUAUGAAGAUUACAACAUAAACAUACUAAAGUUAGAAUCUAAUGACACUGAACCUAUUGAGGAAUAUGAAAAUAAAUACUUAAAUGCAUUAACAAUUAUUGACGAAGAAAUCAACAGACGCAAUGCCCACUCUCCCUCCACGAGGCCCGAACAGGUGGUAAAAUUGCACCAGCCUAUCAAGUUACCACCCAUAGACAUACCUUGCUUUAGUGGUAAGUUCUCAGAGUUUAUACCAUUUAUAAAUUUAUUUAAUUCCCUAAUUGACAAAAAUGAUGCACUUGACAGUGUACAGAAACUGUAUUAUUUGCGAUCACACCUAAAGGGUGAACCCUUAGACAUAAUAAAGAACCUGCCGCUAACUAAUACUAGUUAUAAUGAAGCAUUAACAAUAUUAAAUGAAAGAUAUAACAACAAACUAAAAAUCAUAAAUGAACAUAUUUGUGUAUUGCUUGACCUCAAGCCAUUAGUAAAAUCAACAUCAAGCAGCCUAAGAGAGUUUGUCUCAUCUAUUAAACAGCAACUAGCAGCUCUAGCCAAUCUAGAACCCUCAGUCAAAUAUUGGGAUGCUAUAAUAUUAUGUGUACUCUCCCGAAAACUAGAUGCCUACACAGCCAGAGCAUAUCACAUGGAGCGGGACGCUGACACAGACCCAACAAUGGAAGGCUUCCUUGACUACCUAGAGAGGCGUGCACUGGCCUUAGAAAAUGCUGAACCAGGGACAUCGGGACAACCUCGCUACUUGCCUGCUAAUAAGACUGUACUAAUAGCAACUGAAAAAACGCUGCAGUGUGAUUUAUGCAUUGAUACUAACGGGUCCAGCAUACCAGCCAUCGAGUCACCAGCAGGCGACUGGCAGCGAACAGGGGAAGAAUGCAGCUCGAUCGCAGUUUGAGCUGUCAACCCAGCCCACCAUAGUUAACACCCAAUUUGGUCACAUUAUCGGAGGUGGCCUACCACAUCUAGUAGCAUGCAAUAAGGUAGUAUGCAACAAGGUUGUUUUAAAGUGCACUAAUUGUGACACUGAACUUUCUGAUGCCUUGUCAAAAUUUUGGCAAACUGAGAAUGUUCCUCAAAUUUUCAAUGAAAAGUUCUCAGAGCAUGAACUAUGUGAGGAUAUAUUUCAAAAAACUAUUCAACUGAAAAACAAUCAAUUUCAAGUUGCACUUCCACUGAAACUGCCUCUUGACGUAAUCAAGGAUGAAUUGGGUGACUCAUUUCAUUUUGCAUUAAAAAGAUUUAAUAAUCUUGAGAAGAAAUUUGAUCAAAAUCCUGAAUUCUUUGCUGAAUAUAAGAAAUUCAUUCAUGAAUACUUGUCUUUGAACCAUGGGCACUAUGU